Molecule: messenger RNA, 7559 nt
Organism: Equus caballus (horse)
Lineage: Eukaryota; Metazoa; Chordata; Mammalia; Perissodactyla; Equidae
Source: RefSeq, a predicted model, not a curated record
CUGACACCUUUUUAAAGAGUCAUCCAGAAUAAUUUUAAACUUUAUUUUCACUUUAGCUGCUGAUUUAAGAACGUCACUUCUGAGUUAUAUGCAGCUCACUUCUUUUGAUAACGUAGACAUUAUAGGUUCUUAGAGUCUUAGACUUUCAUUCAGCAAAUAUUUACUGAGUGCCUGCUGUGCACCAGGCAUUGUUUUAGGGACUAGGAUUACAGCAAUGAAUAAAAUACUGUCCUUGUCUUCAUUGAAGGAGGUUUGAGGUAUAAAGACCAUAAACAAAUACAGAAUAUGUCAGGUGGUAAGUGCUUUGGAGAAAAAUAAAGAAGGGAAAAGGGGAUAGAAAAUACCAAAAUAGAUUUCUGGUAUUUUUAAAUAGUUGCUAUUUUGUGCAGCAUGAUCAGAGAAGUCUUCUCUAAUAAUGUGUCAUUUGAGCAGGGACAAGAAGGAAGUGAAGAAGUGAGCUGUGAAGCUAUCUAAGGGAAGAGCAUUCAAGGCAGAGGGAACAGCAAGUGGGAAGUCCCUAAGGCAAGAGUGUGCUUGGAAGGUUUAGGAAAUGGCAAGGAAGUCAUGUGGCUGGAGUGGAUGGGUAAGAAGAAGAGUGAUAAGCAGAUAGAUCUGAGAGGCUACACCGUGUGUGACUUUAUAGGCCGUUAUAAGGACUUUGGCUUUUGCUUUGAGUAAGAUGGGAAGCUGUUGCAGGGUUUGAGGCAAAGAUGUGUGACAUCAGUCACUCUGGCCAGAGUUGCUGCUACUCAAUAUAUGCCUUUAUGUGAAUUAGAAAAUGGUGCCCCCUUUUUUGGGCAAUUAUAGCCCCAGGAUGCAUGGCUUGGCAAACAGAGCAUAGACUGGAUUUUAGCUCUUGCUGUCCCCUCCUCCCUUAUUCCCUUCUCAUCCCCACCCUCCUACCCUGCCAGGAGACGUUACACAGUGUACAGUCUAUACACCCAUACUCUAGCCCUGCCUCAGGGUGCUGUGUGGAGAAGAGACUACAGGGGCAUGGGUUGGAAGCAGGAAGACCGGUUAGGAGGUACUUUCCAAGUGGAGAUAUCAUAGACAAUUUAAUAUAUAAGUCUGGAGUUCAAGAAAAAGAACGAGACUAGAGAAGUAAAUGUCUGAGUCUUCUGUGAAUAAGUGCUAUUUAAAGCUAUGAGAGCGGAGGAAAUAGAAUAUAGAUAGAGAAGAGGUCUGAACUUUGAGCCCAAGGGCACUGUAGGCUUUAGAGCUGAGAGAUUAGGAGAUCAAACAAAGGAGGCUGAGGAGGAGUUGCUAAUGAAGUGGGAGGAAAACUAAGAGAGCACGGUUUCUGGAAUUCAAAGAAUAAAGACGUUUGGAAGGGGAGUAUCGAAAAUCUAAAUUCCAACAAUGAAGACCUAGCAACAGUAGCAUAAGAAAAGGAGAGGCACGCCCCAAAUGGAGGCCCGAAGCCAAGGUGCCCCUUCAGACACUACACAUGACUUCUGAGAACCAGGAAAAAGUGAAAGCUCUUCUCCGAGACCUGCAGGAACAAGAUGCAGAUGCUGGAUCUGAAAGAGGCAUUUCUGGGGAGGAGGAAGAUGAUGAGCCUGAUUAUGAUGAUGAGCAGUACUGGUCAGCUGGACGAGAAGCUUCCCUUGUUCCUGACGCUGAUCCUUUGGAAUAUGCUGGCUCAGGCCUGGUGGAGCCUUAUAAUCCAGAAUUUGCAGUCUCAACAUUUGCAGUGCAGAAACUCUCCAGAUAUGGUUUCAACACGGAACGCUGUCAAGCAGCCCUGAGGAUUUGUGAUGGAGAUGUGGGGGCAUCACUAGAACAUCUUCUCACCCAGUGUUUUUCUGAGACGUUUGGAGAGAGGGUGGAGAUCUCAGAGGCAGUUGCCCGUAUAAGCUUGGAUGAGUGUGUGGAACAGCGUCAGGAAGAAGCAUUUGCUCUCAAGUCAAUCUGUGGAGAAAAAUUUAUAGAAAGAAUUCAGAACAGAGUCUGGACCAUUGGACUAGAACUGGAGUAUUUGACAAGUAAAUUCUGCAAAUCCAGGCCAAAGGAAAGUACCAAAAAUGUGCAGGAGACUUCACUUGAAGUCUGUAAAUUUUACCUCAAAGGAAAUUGUAAAUUUGGAUCAAAAUGCAAAUUCAAACAUGAAGUGCCCCCAAAUCAAAUUGUUGGAAGAGCAGAAAGAAGUGUCGAUGAUUCUCAUCUUAAUGCCAACGAAGAUGCAUCUUUUUUAUAUGAACUUGAAAUUCGAUUUUCUAAAGAUCACAAAUACCCCUACCAAGCUCCCCUCGUGGCAUUUUAUUCCACCAAUGAGAAUCUACCUCUGGCUUGUCGUUUACAUAUUUCUGAGUUCCUUUAUGGCAAGGCCUUGAUAUUUGCAGAAACUUCAGAACCUGUUGUAUAUUCUUUGAUAACCCUUUUAGAGGAAGAAUCAGAAAUAGUCAAGUUACUAACAAAUACCCAUCACAAGUACAGUGUUCCUCCUGUGAGCCCUCUGCCAGUAUCCUCUGCAACCAGAGUAAAUAAUCCUGUCUGUCGUAAACCAGUGAUUCCAAAUAAUUCUUUUGGUUCAAAUCAAAUUCCAGAAGUUGAAAAAGAAUCAGAACCUGAGGAGGAGACAGAUGAGGAUGAAGGUCCUGCACCAGUUAUAGUGGAGAAUGAAAGCUAUGUGAACCUUAAGAAAAAGAUUUCCAAAAGAUAUGACUGGCAGGCAAAAUCAGUACAUGCUGAAAAUGCUAAAAUCUGCAAGCAGUUCCGAAUAAAACAGGCUUCCAGACAGUUCCAGUCGAUUCUGCAGGAAAGACAAUCACUCCCUGCUUGGGAAGAAAGAGAAACCAUUCUUAAAUUAUUGAGCCAGCAUCAGGUGCUUGUUAUAAGUGGUAUGACUGGAUGUGGGAAAACCACACAGAUUCCACAGUUUAUUCUGGAUGAUUCUCUGAAUGGACCACCUGAGAAGGUGGCUAACAUCAUCUGUACCCAGCCCCGACGAAUCUCUGCGAUCUCUGUCGCUGAACGUGUUGCUAAAGAGAGAGCAGAAAGGGUGGGUUUGACUGUGGGAUACCAGAUCCGGUUAGAAAGUGUCAAGUCCUCAGCCACCAGACUGUUAUACUGCACAACAGGAGUGCUGCUGAGAAGGCUAGAAGGAGAUACAGCUCUACAAGGAAUCACCCAUAUCAUUGUUGAUGAAGUUCAUGAGAGGACAGAAGAAAGUGAUUUCUUGCUACUGGUUUUGAAGGACAUUGUGUUACAGAGACCAACUCUUCAAGUUAUUCUGAUGAGUGCAACUUUAAAUGCUGAACUCUUUUCAGAAUAUUUCAAUUCCUGCCCAGUUAUUACUAUACCAGGUCGUACAUUUCCUGUUGAUCAGUUUUUUCUGGAAGAUGCAAUUGCUGUGACAAGGUAUGUGUUACCAGAUGGGAGCCCAUAUAUGCGCUCCAUGAAACAGAUGUCAAAGGAGAAGCUUAAAGCAAGGCACAACAGAACUGCAUUUGAAGAAGUGGAGGAAGACCUCAGGCUCUCCCUUCACCUCCAGGAUCAGGAUUCUGUGAAAGAUGCAGUGCCAGAUCAACAGUUAGAUUUUAAGCAGCUCCUGGCUCGCUAUAAAGGGGUUAGCAAAUCAGUUAUCAAAACAAUGUCCAUCAUGGAUUUUGAAAAGGUUAAUCUUGAAUUAAUAGAGGCCUUGUUAGAGUGGAUUGUGGAUGGAAAGCACUCCUACCCUCCAGGUGCUAUACUUGUAUUUUUACCGGGACUGGCAGAAAUCAAAAUGCUUUAUGAACAGCUACAGUCGAAUUCUCUUUUCAACAACAGACGUAGUAAUCGAUGUGUUAUUCACCCACUUCAUUCAUCUUUAUCCAGUGAAGAGCAGCAGGCUGUGUUUGUAAAACCUCCUGUCGGUGUAACUAAGAUUAUAAUUUCCACCAACAUUGCUGAGACAUCCAUAACCAUUGAUGAUGUUGUCUAUGUCAUCGAUUCUGGGAAAAUGAAAGAAAAGAGAUAUGAUGCCAGCAAAGGGAUGGAAAGUCUAGAGGAUACUUUUGUCUCUCAAGCCAAUGCUCUGCAAAGAAAAGGUCGAGCAGGCCGUGUUGCAUCUGGGGUCUGCUUCCAUUUAUUCACUAGCCAUCACUUCAAUCACCAGCUUUUAAAGCAGCAGCUACCGGAAAUACAAAGAGUGCCAUUGGAGCAGCUAUGUCUAAGAAUUAAAAUUUUAGAGAUGUUUAGCACUCAUAAUCUCCAAUCUGUGUUCUCUCGACUCAUUGAACCACCACACAUUGAGUCUCUCCGUGCCUCAAAAAUACGAUUACGAGACUUGGGAGCAUUAACUCCAGAUGAGAAACUGACCCCUCUAGGGUAUCACUUGGCCUCUCUGCCUGUGGAUGUGAGAAUCGGCAAACUGAUGCUGUUUGGGUCUAUCUUCCGCUGUUUAGAUCCAGCUCUCACCAUUGCUGCCAGUUUGGCUUUUAAGUCUCCUUUUGUGUCUCCCUGGGAUAAAAAAGAGGAAGCUAACCAGAAAAAGCUAGAGUUUGCAUUUGCAAACAGUGAUUAUCUGGCCCUUCUACGAGCGUAUAAGGGAUGGCAGCUAAGUAUGAAAGAAGGCAUGCGUGCAAGUUAUAAUUACUGCAGGCAAAACUUCUUGUCAGGAAGAGUUCUUCAGGAAAUGGCCAGCCUCAAACGACAAUUCACUGAACUAUUAUCAGAUAUAGGCUUUGUAAAGGAGGGACUCAGAGCAAGGGACAUUGAGAAAAGGGCCCAAGGAGGAGACGGUAUCUUGGAAACCACAGGAGAAGAGGCAAACUCAAAUGCUGAGAACCCCAAGCUGAUAUCAGCAAUGCUGUGUGCUGCUCUGUAUCCAAAUGUAGUGCAGGUGAAAAGCCCAGAAGGGAAAUUUCAGAAGACCAGUACUGGAGCUGUCAGAAUGCAACCAAAAUCAGAUGAAUUGAAGUUUGUCACCAAGAAUGAUGGCUAUGUACACAUUCAUCCUUCAUCAGUGAACUAUCAGGUCAGACACUUUGACAGCCCCUACUUGGUGUACCAUGAGAAGAUCAAAACCAGUCGUGUGUUCAUCCGAGACUGCAGCAUGGUGUCUGUAUACCCGCUGGUCUUGUUUGGAGGAGGCCAAGUGAAUGUGCAGCUUCAAAGAGGAGAGUUCAUUGUCUCCUUGGAUGAUGGUUGGAUCCGUUUUGCAGCUGCUUCUCAUCAGGUGGCUGAAUUAGUAAAGGAACUUCGUUGCGAACUUGACCAGCUCCUCCAGGAUAAGAUAAAAAACCCAAGCAUAGAUCUGUGUACGUGUCCUCGAGGAUCUCGGAUCAUCAGCAUGAUUGUGAAACUUGUCACCACACAAUAAAGACCAGCCUUAGGAGAGUGCUUGCUGCUCACCUGCUUCUUGCUCACCUGGGAAAUAACAGCAGCCCCUCUACCUCCACCUACAACACCCUGUGCUGGGGCUGGCCCUGGAGGAGCCCAGGGCGUGCACUGCUGAGUCAGCCGAGGCACCGCAGACCCUUAGGGAAAUUUUCAAGAUUGAGUGUUUCUAACAACACAGUGGGCACUCCCAGCACAAUUUGGAGUGUCAACAGGAGACAGUCUAUAAACCAGCUUGCCUGUCUUUUUUUUUCUGUGACUGUCUUGGAAUGAUUGAAAUUCACUUGAUAACAUGAAAGUGAAUGUUUGGUACAAUUCUGUUGUAAUCUAUGUAUUAUUUUUCUCCUACUUUUUACUGGGUGAGAUAGGGGCAUGAGGAGAAAUACCGACAGUUUUUCCUGUCUUUUAAAGGCUCGACUGAGAGAAGUCAGAACAGAGAAGGAAAAAAAAAAUCACGUGAGCAAGAAAAAUUAAAAUUUCAUUUUAGGCUAUUGGCUACUGAGUAAAUGAUUUGUGAGGGAUUUUUAUUUUUACUCAUUAAAGUUCAGCCUGAAAAAACAAACUUAAUGAGCUCUUAUUUCUUAUUAAAAUAAGAGCUGGUCUUAUCCAUAACACUCUUAUUCUUAAAAGCAGAAGAAUGUGGGUGUCUUCAUUCUCUUCUAGGUUUUCCAUUUAGGAAUCUUUACACUCUCUUAUGAACUCACCAAGAUCUAAUGGCCACAUUUCACGUUACCCAAAGGCGGAUCUUAAUGGUCCUCUCAGAGCAGAGUUGGCACAGUUGAGGUAGAAAAGGUUGCCAUGGCAGCAUCAGAUUUACAGUCAUAAAAAUGACCUUCCAUGAGAAUUGCUUAUUUUCAACAACCACUUAGGUUAAUGGGGCUCUAUCUAGCAUUUUGAAAGAAUAUGAAUACGUUUACAUAUUCCCUGGACAUUUGUCAGCGUGGCCAGGAAAAAUCCCAAAGAACUGAGUGGAGAAAAUAUUCUUGUGUUUGUCUAGCCCUCAGGUAGAGAGUCACUACAGGUUCCGUAGUAUAGAUAGAAUUCAAAAUAAUCAACAAACCACCUCCGUGAAGGGUGUUCACUUUUCAAGGUGUUCUAGUUAAGUUUUCUGGAAGCCUCCUAGACUGUCCAAAAUGAUUAUCAUCAAGUGUAUUUAAGCUUCAGUGCACUUGACAAGCUUAGACUCUAAGCAGUAUUUUUAAAAGGCAUUCAUUCACAUCAUCACUUUAAAUAAAAAGCAUACAUAUGCAUAGCACCCACAGUAUUCAUGUUCCGACUUGCUAUUGAAACCUGGCUCACAUAACAGAACUGAUUAGGCUGGGACACUUAGGUGAAAGGAAGGAGAAAACUGCACUAAACCUCUAACCUUUUUUCAAACCAGUUUUGACUCUCGGUGCUAUAGUAGAGCUCAUGCUGCCCUAGCUAGAGCCAUCUGCCCAAGCUGACCUGCAGCUUUUAACGUAAGUUUGCAGCAAAGCAGACAGCUUAGAGGUACAGGCAGACCUUGGAGGUACUGCAGGUUCAGUUCCAGGCCACCGCGAUAAAGCAAAUAUCACAAUAAAGCAAGUCACACGAGUUUUUUGGUUUCCAGUGCAUAUAAAAGUUAUGUUUUAACUAUACAGUAAUCUAUUAGUGUGCCAAUAUCAUUAUGUCUAAAAAAACAAUGUACAUACCUUAAUUAAAAAAUACUUUAUUGCUAAAACAUGCUAACCAUCAUCUGAUCCUUCAGCGAGUCGUAAUCAUCUUGCUGGUGGAGGGUCUUGUAAAAAAACAUAAUAUCUGCGAAGCACACUAAAAUGAGGUAGGCCUGUAGUUAACAACAAAACUUUCAUUCAGAGUGCUGAGAAAUUGCUCCCUUCAGGGAAGUCAUUCUUGGGCUGGUUAUUUGCAGCCACAUACAAAUGCACAAAUCCUAUCCUUUCAUAGAUGUACCAGAAUGUGAAAAAGAUUGGGAAGCCUUAACUGAAGGCAUUGAAUAAGAAAAUCCUCACCCUAAAAGCUAAACUUAAGCUCAUCGUUAAAAUUAUGAAAUAAGAAAUGGAAUAGGAUUACUCCUUUGCAAUUAAAGAUCACACUGCAGUACAGUAUUUCAAGGUGAAACUGGAUUUGUAAGCCCCAUCAAGAUGGACAGCACAAUGUUAAUUUUAUGGGAGAACUCUGUAAAUGGUUUCUUAAAUAUUUCUUUUACUUUGACUGGAAUCUAGCUAGGGAACGAUAUUAAUAAAGUACUUGCUACGAAA